AUGUCGCUAUCACAAACAAAUCAAAUGGCGAAUAUGGCGAUAGCUCUGCAACAUCAACAGAUUAUGGCGUCGCUGUUGAACCAGCAGAAAGAGAACAUUAACCUGGCUUCUGGAAUGUCGUCUCUCGGGAUUCCAAGACCUCAGCCGUCUAUGAUUAACAUAUUGGGUAUGAUGGGGUUGCAGCAGCGUUUGCUCCUACAACAACCAGCAUAUAGUCUUGUCGCUCCAUUGACUCAGCAGAUCACUUCACCUCCUCAAGCACAUUCCGCUCCCAAUAUGGAGCCGAAACCGAUCGUUGGCGAUGCUGAGCAAAAUUUUCCACCAGUGAAAUGCGACCUGCCGGCUCCAGUGGCAGUGAAGCCGGCCGUUGUCACGACGCCAUCAGCAGCUUCGCAACUGGACAAAUCACCGAGGGGCUCACCACCGCACUUGGUGCCGGAAGCGCCGUUGGCCGCUGAACAGACUCACUGCACUACAACGACACUUCCGGCCUCGAACGAGGAAUCGCUGGCUCGAAUGAGAAACGGAGCGCUGGAUUCGGAUCUGAUGACUCGUUUAGCGCAAUUGAACCAUCUAUCUUCGUUCUGGGCAAAUCCGACUAUUUCAGAAUUUAGGGAUGCUUUGAAGCGAGCGGCUUGCUUGUUUACUCUACAUCUCUUGUGCCUUUCGAUGGAGACGAUUCUGUUAGACGAAGACGGUUUAUGUAAUCUCUGA
Angiostrongylus costaricensis is the source of this 714-nucleotide messenger RNA. The record is from the annotation of a GenBank genome assembly. Lineage: Eukaryota; Metazoa; Nematoda; Chromadorea; Rhabditida; Metastrongylidae.